Molecule: messenger RNA, 4515 nt
Organism: Armigeres subalbatus
Lineage: Eukaryota; Metazoa; Arthropoda; Insecta; Diptera; Culicidae
Exons: 1
Coding region: 1-4515 (1504 amino acids)
Biological process (GO): DNA integration
Molecular function (GO): nucleic acid binding
Source: RefSeq, a predicted model, not a curated record
AUGGCUGAAGCUAUAAUAAUUACCUUGUUGGCUUCAAAACUGGAUCCAGCAACAAGAAGAAGUUGGGAGGCGUCUAUCGAACAUGGCAAGUUACCGGACUAUACUAAAACGAUCAAAUUCUUGCGAAAUCAUUGUCACGUUUUGGAGCGAUGCGAGAAUGCAGUACUAUCGUCGAAAGCAAAAGGUAUGAGCGCAAAUGUGAAACCGACAUCGGGGGCGAGUAAGAAACUCCACGUUGCUGCUGUACAGAAGACCGACGGGUGUUUGUUGUGUUCAGGAAGUCACACUCUCGAUGUUUGUGAAACAUUCAAGAAGCUGAAUGUAAAUGAUCGAUAUGCGAAAGCCAAGCAACUGGGGAUUUGCUUCGGAUGUUUGAAAAAGGGUCAUCGCACAGCAAAUUGCAAGAAGGGGAACACAUGUGCAACAUGUUCCAAAAACCACCAUUAUCUGUUGCAUCAAGAAGAGAAGAAGCCGACUGUCGUUCCUGCUGAGCCAAUUGGACAAUCUGAAGCAAUUUCCACCAAUGAUCCUGUAACGGUUGCUAAGUGCUCGGUGUCAUUGAAGUCCGAGGCGUCGGUGAAACAGAUUCUACUUGCAACCGCGAUAGUGAAUGUGUAUGAUUUGUUUGGAAAUGUUCAUAAAUGUCGCGUGUUACUCGAUUCGGGCGCUAUGGCAGAUUUUAUUUCUGAGCGAAUGGUCGACUUGUUGAAGCUGCAUAAGGAAAGUGCAAAUAUCCCAAUCGUAGGAGUCAAUGGGAUGAAGACUACUGUAAAGUUUAAGGUAAAUGCCAAUGUGUCUUCUAGAACGACGGGAUACAAGUUUUGUCUGGAUUGUCUCAUCGUUCCAAGAGUAACCGGUGCACUACCAGCACUGAGGAUUGAUCCUGAAGGAUGGCCGAUUCCACACAACAUUCAGCUAGCUGAUCCUAUGUUUCAUGAGCCCUCUCGAAUCGAUAUGCUGAUAGGUGCUGGCAAGUUUUUUGAUAUGAUUCAAUCUGGAAAGAUUACUAUGUCAACAAAUCUUCCUAUUUUACAAGAGAGUCAGUUGGGUUGGCUAGUCGCCGGGCCAGUUGUUGAUCCCAUGCCGUUCGGAACGGUCAAGGUUUGCCAAUCAGGGUCUCCACCGGAAUCCAACGAGAAACUGUAUGAGUUACUGAGAAGGUUUUGGUCCAUCGACGAUCAGAGUCAACUGAUGAUAAACAAUGAAGAUGAGUGCGAGAAGCAUUUCUUGCGAUCUUAUAGAAGACAGCCAGAUGGACGAUUCAUCGUUGAGAUUCCAUUCCAGGACAAUCUUAGCAAGUUGGGAGAGUCUCGAAUGCAAGCGCAGAAACGCUUCGAAGCACUGGAACGUCGACUGAAAAGGCACCCUGAAAUGAAGACAAUGUAUAUAGAUUUCAUCAAUGAGUAUUUACACCUUGGACAUUGCCGUGUAGUACAAACAGACGAGAAAGCUAGCGUUGCCUUUUACCUCCCGCAUCAUUGUGUAAUCAAACCAGACAGCUCCACCACCAAGUUGAGGGUGGUAUUUGACGCGUCGGCUAAAUCAACUAGUGCACUGUCUCUCAACGAUGUAAUGAUGGUGGGUCCUAAUGUGCAAGACUCGCUGUUCAACAUAAUUCUACGGUUCCGCAUGUACAAGUUUGUGUUUACCGCAGAUGUAUCUAAAAUGUACCGUCAGAUACUAGUUUAUGAGCCCCAAAGAAAGUACCAAAGAAUAUUAUGGCGAGAGAAUGAAACUGAUGAUCUUACGGAACUAGAAUUGAAUACGGUAACGUACGGUACAGCCGCGGCGCCAUUUCUUGCUACAAGAACAAUUCUACAAUUGGCAAAAGAUGAAGAAAAUAGGUUCCCUUCAGCAAGCAAGGCAGUUGUGAAGUCUUUUUAUGUAGAUGACGUACUAACCGGGGCGGAUACAUUGGAACAUGCACAACAGCUCAAAACAGAUCUAAUUGAUCUUCUUGGUCGGGGCGGAUUUGAGCUACACAAGUGGUGCGCAAACAAUGAAGAAAUCAUUGCCGACAUUCCCAUUGAGACUCGUGAAAAGCAUUUAAAGUUCGAGGACAACGACAUCAACGGUGUGAUAAAGACCCUAGGUAUCCUUUGGAAUCCUGCUGAGGAUAAUUUCCUGUUUCACGUACAACCUAUCAACGAAAACGACGAAUGCCCAACGAAAAGAAUGAUACUCUCAGAGACAGCAAAAAUAUUCGAUCCCUUAGGGCUAUUGGCCCCAACUGUUGUCAUUGCUAAACUACUGAUGCAGCAUUUGUGGAAGGAACGAUUGGACUGGGAUGACAAGAUUUCGGACGAACAGUUUCGUAUAUGGUCCAGAUUCAGAUCGGAACUCAAUAGUGUCAACAAUAUAAGGAUUGAUCGGCGUUUGACCAUGGAUGCUGCGGAGACGACGGAAUUGCAUGGAUUCGCGGAUGCCUCGCUGGUGGCGUAUGGUUGCUGUCUAUAUUUGCGCAGUGUGGAUGGUGUGGGAAACGCUCGGGUGAGACUUAUAUGCGCAAAAUCAAAGGUCACCCCGCUGAAGCAAACGCAACGUGAAACGGAUGCUGCUGAUAAGCUGGAGGACAUGACAGUGCCCAGACUCGAGCUGUGCGCUGCAACAUUGUUGGUGGAACAAAUGAAUAUAGUGCGCGAAACCAUAGCAGUGAGCCUUUCGAAGGUAGUGCUUUGGUCGGACUCUAAAAUUGUAUUAUGUUGGUUGAAAAAUAUGAAGCAAGAAACACCAGUGUUCGUGAAGAAUAGAGUGUUGAAAAUCAGACAGUUAUCACAAAACGUUGAAUGGCGUCAUGUGUCUACGAAAAUGAAUCCGGCAGACUUGGUGUCCCGUGGGAUGUUUCCAUCGGAGUUGAAGAACAGUGACCUCUGGUGGACAGGCCCAGCAUUUCUCCGUACUGUCGGUGGUUUAGACAUUGAAAACAGUGUUGAAUCUUCUGACGCAUUCGAUGAUGAGAGUGUACCAACCGUGACAUUAGCAGUGAAGGAAAACAGAUUAUAUGACGUGAUCGCAGCCAAGAGCAAUUUACGUAAACUUCAGCGAAUCUUUGCGUAUAUGAACCGGUUUAUUUUUAACUGUCGAUCGAAACAAAAUCAAGUAGAUCGGCGUUCCGGAAUACUGACCAGCAUUGAGCAUAAUGCGGCUCUACGAACAAUUGUAACUGUCGUACAACAAGUGGUUUAUCCAGAAGAGAUAAUUAGUCUCCAAUGCGGAAAGAGAUUGAAAGGAAAAUUGGCGAACUUGAAUCCAGUUUAUGAUGAUAACAGUCGAUUGUUGAGGGUUGGAGGACGUAUAAGGCAUUCCGAUUUGCCAUUGGCUCAAAGACAUCCAAUCAUAUUACCGGAGAAGAACCAUUUCACCGAAAUGCUAAUUGAUUGUUUGCACCGUGAAAAUUUACACGUCGGUUUGACUGGAUUAAUGGCGAUCGUUAGGCAAAUGUUUUGGCCAGUCAACGCUAAAAGAACGAUCAAUCGAGUUUUACGAAAGUGUGUCACCUGCUUCAAGAAUAAUCCUACAGAUAUCAAGCAAUUUAUGGGUGACUUGCCCAGUUGCCGUGUGACCGCUGCAUUGCCAUUCGCUAGAACAGGCAUAGAUUAUGCAGGUCCUUUCCUAAUAAAGGCUGGACGUAUGAAGGCAAAGAUCAAGGCUUAUAUUUGUUUGUUCAUUUGUAUGACAACCAAGGCCAUACACCUUGAAUUGGUGACGUCACUCUCAACUGACGCAUUCCUUGCUUGUUUGCAUCGCUUUGUUAGCCGUCGAGGCAAUCCUUCCGAACUGUUCUCGGAUAACGGGACAAAUUUCAGAGGUGCUGAUAGACAAUUGAAGGAAUUAUUCGAUCUUCUGAAGUGUCAAGUUCUUAAAGGCAGAGUGUUGGAAUUUUGCCAAUCACGAGGAAUCUCUUGGAGCUUCAACCCCCCUAAGGCUCCUCAUCAGGGAGGGCUCUGGGAAGCAAACAUCAAGUGCGUAAAGAGCCACCUAAACCGCGUGUUAAAUGAAAGUUACUUGACUUAUGAGGAAAUGCACACCUUACUUGUACAAAUAGAGGGCAUCCUGAAUUCUCGUCCUCUUGUACAGUUGUCGGACGAUCCCAAGGAUUACGAGGCUUUAAGUCCAGCUCAUUUUCUUGUAGGUCGUGAGCUAACGGCUGUAGCUGAACCGUUAUACGAAGACUUGAAGGAAAAUACACUUUCGCGGUAUCAAUUGGUUCAAAAACGCAAACAAUGUUUUUGGCGCAGAUGGUCAAACGAAUACGUAACGAAUUUGCAGCGGCGAGGCAAGUGGUUCAAAGAUCCCACGAUGUUACAAAAGGGAUUAUUGGUCAUCCUCAAGGAGGAUAAUACGUUGCCCAAGCAUUGGAAAAUGGGCAGAAUCGAGGAAGUCUAUCCAGGUAAGGACGGCAUAAUACGAGUUGUCAGUGUACGUACGAAUAAUGGUGUCUACCGUCGACCAACGACGCAGUUGGCUGUUCUACCAGUCAAUGAGGAGAUACAACCGAAUCAGGAAAAGGCUUGA